Molecule: messenger RNA, 1149 nt
Organism: Acanthosepion pharaonis
Lineage: Eukaryota; Metazoa; Mollusca; Cephalopoda; Sepiida; Sepiidae
Source: the annotation of a GenBank genome assembly
AUGGACCAUUCUUAUGGGAUACUUUUUACUUAUACAUUUGUCAUUUUGCUCUUUCUUUUUUGCUUCCUUCCUUCCUUUCUUUCUUUUUUGCUUCCUUUCUUUCUUUUUUGCUUCCUUCCUUCCUUCCUUCCUUCCUUCCUUCCUUUCUUUUUUGCUUCCUUUCUUUCUUUUUUGCUUCCUUCCUUUCUUUUUUUUUGCUUCCUUCCUUUCUUUUUUGCUUCCUUCCUUCCUUCCUUCCUUCCUUCCUUCCUUCCUUCCUUCCUUCCUUCCUUCCUUUCUUUUUUGCUUCCUUUCUUUCUUCCCUCCUUCCUUUCUUUUUUGCUUCCUUUCUUUCUUUUUUGCUUCCUUUCUUUCUUUUUUGCUUCCUUCCUUCCUUCCUUCCUUCCUUCCUUUCUUUUUUGCUUCCUUUCUUUCUUUUUUGCUUCCUUUCUUUCUUUUUUGCUUCCUUUCUUUCUUUUUUGCUUCCUUUCUUUCUUUUUUGCUUCCUUCCUUUCUUUUUUGCUUCCCUCCUUCCUUUCACUUUCAUUUUCCCUUUUUCUUUCUUUAUUGCCUUCCUUUUUAGUUCUUUUUCUUUGUUUUCUUUUUUUCCUUCCUCUUUCUCUCUUUUCCUUCCUCUUUCUCCUUUCCUUUCCUUUUUCCUUCCUUCCUUUAUUUUUUAUUUCUCUCCCUAAUUUGUUUCAUUUCUUAUUUCCUUCUUCUCCUUUCUCUCCUCUCUUCUUUUUACUUUAUCUCCUUCAUUUAUUAUUUCUUAAAAGUUCCUAUUAUUCCCUAAAUAAUUUUCAUUCAUUUCUUCCAUUCUUUGCUUGCUUUAUUCCUUCUUUUUUUACUUUGUUCAUUUCUUUUCCUUCAUUCUUCCUUUCAUUUUCCCUUCUUCAUUUCUUGUCUUUCCUUCUUUUAUUCUUUGCUUUCUUUUUUUCCUUCUUCAUUUUUCCCUCAUUUUACUUGAACCAUUUUUCUUUUUUGUAUUUUUCAUUUCUUUUUCUUCUUUUGCAUUAUUCAUUUCUGUUUUUUUCUUUUUUAAAUUCUUCAUUUUUUUCCAUCUUCUUUUUGGCAUUCUUUCCUUUUUUUCUCUUUCUUAAAUGCAUUCUUUUUGCAUUCUUUUUCUUUUUUCAUUUAUAUUUCUUUUCUUUCUUCUUUUUCCAUUCUUAG